Naegleria gruberi is the source of this 731-nucleotide messenger RNA. Its product is annotated as bax inhibitor protein. The transcript has a single exon. NCBI's taxonomy places the organism in Eukaryota, Heterolobosea, Eutetramitea, Acrasida, Naegleriidae. Gene Ontology annotation, cellular component: membrane. The coding region runs from base 30 to 731 and encodes 233 amino acids. The record is from RefSeq and is a predicted model, not a curated record.
CAUCAAAGUAUCUAGAUAAUCAUUACACGAUGGAAACUGCAAAUCUCUUUCAAACACUAACAAAUUUUGCUCCUCUCUCUAGAGAAGUUAAACAACAUUUAACUGAUGUAUAUACAAUCUUGGCUGGUUUAGUUGCUGUUGCAGCAUUCGGAUGUUGGUUCCAAAUUAAUUAUGAUAUCAGUGCAUCAUUUGCUGGAAUUAUGAUUCCAGUGUUUGCUUUAUUGUUAACCUUCUCACAACCACAAUUUGGUGUAUCUGUGUUUAAACAAUAUUAUAGAUUGGGACUUUUGGUAACUCUUGGUCUUAUGCAAGGAAUUGCUACUGGACCUGUAGUCAAUUAUGCUUUGGAUUUGAACGAAACAGUUGUUUUACAAGCUUUCGUAUUAACAUGUGUUAUCUUUGGAUGUUUUACAGUUGCUGCCAUGAUGAAUGAGCGUAGAGAUUAUUUAUAUCUUUCUGGAUUCAUUUCUUCAUUGAGUUUAAUCUUGCUCUUCAAUUCAUUGUUCAGAUUUUCUUUCAAUUUGACUUUAUAUGGAGGUUUAAUUUUAUUUGUAUUGUACAUUCUCUAUGAUACUCAAAUGAUUAUUAGAAAGGUUGAACUUGUUGGAGCCAAAAAUUCAGAUGCCAUUUCUCACUCACUCGAAUUAUUUAUUGACUUUGCUCAAUUAUUUAUCAGAAUUUUGGUUUUAUUAUCAGACAAGGAAGAAAAUAAGAAAAAGAAGAAGAAUUAA